UGAGUGAUCAAAGAGCUGCUUCUGAUAAAACCAUGAAUUCUGAGCUUUACUGGGCUGCAAGAAAUGGUGAUACUACCCUGUUAAAGCUACCAUACACCCCUAGUAUAGAUCAGCAAGCAACGAGGCCAACAUUGAACACAGCCCUUCAUAUUGCUCUGUACCAUGACGAUGGACAUGCCAAGUUUGUGAAAGAGCUCUACCAUCAGUUUCCGUUGCUCCUCACACAGCCAAACUCCGACGGCGACACUCCGCUGCAUUUCGUGGCGAGGAGGACUGGAAAUGAAGAAAUAGCUAAAUUUCUUAUCUCAAGAAUAAGACCAGAUGAUCAAGAUAUUGAAUGUGCAAGUGCAAUUGAGAAGCUUAGAAUGAGAAACAAAGAUAAUUUCAUGCCUUUGCAUGAAGCUGUUCGAAACAACAAUCUUCCAGUGGCUAAGUUGCUGACUCAGGCUGACCCUAAUUGGUCAUCUUACGACAACGAUUCUGACAAAUCUCUCCUAUACUUAGCUGCUCGAACUGGAGAGCCAGAUAUGGUGAAGUUGAUCUUAGAAAAGCCAGCAGCUUAUGGUGGCCCUAAAGGCGAGAAAGCCUUGUAUGAAGCUGCUGCCAGGAAACAUUUUGAUAUCGUGGAAGAAAUUACAAACAAGAAAAUACAACUCAACAAAGGGGCAGACGAAUGUGGAAAAACUCCUCUCCACUAUGCAGCAGAAUUCGGGGAAGAUUGGAUAGUAGAGAAGUUGAUAAAGAAAUACCCAUCCAGUGCAUAUAUGUUGGACGAAAAUGGUCACUCUCCACUUCACAUUGCAGCAUCGAAAUUCAAACUUGAAGUAGUGAAAAAGCUGAUUAAACAUUGCCCAGAUAGUAUGGAGCAGCUAAGCCAGAAAGGAGAAUCCAUUCUUCAUUUUGCAGUGAAGAGUGAAAGGUUGAGAAUGGUGAUCUAUGUUGUGGAUAUAUUGGGUCUUGAAAGAUUGCUUAACAAACCAGAUAUGUAUGGAAAUACACCUUUCCAUGUAUCUGCUAAUCUCACUUGUUCCAGGAUAUUUUUUUAUUUGGCAUUCGAUGCAAGGCAAGAUCCAUGGGCACUGAACAAUGAACAGCAGACAGCUUUUGAUAUUCAAGACCAGCAACCUCGAAACUCAGUAUUUUCCACGCUGUCGAACAUGUGGGUAAAAUUUAUAGGACGACAGAGUUGGAGAGUAUGGAUAAAGAAGCUUGAGAAAGAAGAGCAAGAGACUUCAACAAUGAUUGAAUCAUACAAGCAAAUGGCAAACACUUUAGGGACAGUUGCAACACUCAUUACCACUGUUACCUUUGCAUCUGCUUUACAAGUACCUGGUGGGUUCACUAGUAGUGGAGAUAACUCACUCCCUGGAAUGGCUACUCUUGCAGCAGACCCAUUCUUUGAAGAUUUUAUGAUAGCUGAUACCAUAGCUAUGGGACUCUCCUUAACAGCUAUGUUUCUCAUACUCUUUGGGACCUAUUUUAAUAACAAGAAAUUUAUACUUUUUAUGGAAGCUGCCAGAAUCUUGACAUUCUUAUCAUUUCUGUCGACUGGAAUGGCUUUUAUGGAAGGUGUGGCUGCAGUGUUGCCAGGUGGUGAUCUCAAAAAUCUAAUCACUCGUGGAUAUGGGAUUGCAGUAUGGUGCCCAUAUAUUUUUGCAAUUAUUGGGUUUCUCAUAUUUGUUUACCCUUUAGUGGUUCCUACUGCUAUCUUUGUUUACCAAUCAACACCCCAUCAUCUUAGACAACGGCCUUGGUUUUCUAAAUUUACUUGGUGUAUUUGUUGUUUUUACCGAUGAUGUAUUAUGUACUAAUAAAUGACUUCUAC
Molecule: messenger RNA, 1825 nt
Organism: Telopea speciosissima
Lineage: Eukaryota; Viridiplantae; Streptophyta; Magnoliopsida; Proteales; Proteaceae
Product: protein ACCELERATED CELL DEATH 6-like
Exons: 3
Coding region: 33-1796 (587 amino acids)
Cellular component (GO): plasma membrane
Molecular function (GO): protein phosphatase regulator activity; protein phosphatase 1 binding
Source: RefSeq, a predicted model, not a curated record